Molecule: messenger RNA, 1095 nt
Organism: Cavenderia fasciculata
Lineage: Eukaryota; Evosea; Eumycetozoa; Acytosteliales; Cavenderiaceae
Exons: 2
Coding region: 1-1095 (364 amino acids)
Source: RefSeq, a predicted model, not a curated record
AUGACAAGUAAAUCAAAGUCAAUAGUGAUUGAUAGUGGUAGUUGGACAACUAAAAUUGGAUUCGUAGGAGCAGAACAACCCAAAGAAAUAUUUCCUUCAAUAGUUGGAUGGCCAGAGGAUACUGAUGAAUUUCAAGUUGGUGAUGAAGUUAAAGAACCAAACAUUGAACUUGAGUAUCCAAUCGAUGGAAGAGUGAUCAAGGAUUGGGAUGGUAUGCAAAAGAUAUGGGAAUAUGCAUUUGACAAGCUCCAAGUAGACUCUGAAGAACAUGCAGUAUUAUUGACAGAGCCACCACUCAAUCCAAUGGCAACCCGUGAAAAGAUGGUACAAGUCAUGUUUGAAACUUUUAAAACCACUGAUGUCUACCUUUCAUGUCAACCGGUACUAGCUCUCCAUGCCACUGGUAAUAAAGACCAAACUGGUAUUAUCAUCGACUCUGGAUAUAGUGUAACGCAUAUUGUGCCAAUUGCCGAUGGAUACUGUGUAUCAGAUGCCAUUACCCGACUAGAUAUCGGUGGACUUGAUAUCACAAACUAUCUUGACAAAAUGAUAUCUGAUCGUGGGUAUGAAAUAGCCAACCAAAACCAAGUGGCCAAUGAAAUCAAGGAAAAGUGGGCUUAUGUUGUCAUGGAUGCUCGUAUUCAAAAGACUACUAAUGCCAGCAGCUCUUCUGGACGACACUUAAAGAGUUAUACAUUACCAGAUGGUCAAUCUGUCGUUUUAGGAGAUGAACUAUUCAGUUGUUCAGAAGCCCUAUUCUCACCAUCACUGAUUGGGAAAGAUAUGGUCGCUGGUAUCCACAAAGCCACCAAUCAAAGCAUUUCCAAAUGUCAAGAUCCAAAGGAUUUGUAUGCCAAAAUUAUUCUGGCCGGUGGCAACACCAUGUUCCAAGGAAUAGGUAAUCGUUUGGCACAGGAGAUGAAAUCUCUUGCUCCACUGAUUGAAAAUAUCAAUGUUGUUGAAUCUCCCAUCCGAAAGAAUGCAGCUUGGAUUGGUGGAUCUCUUCUUGCAUCCCAAGCAGCUUUCGAUACAGAAUGGUUAUCUAAAGCAGAUUAUGAUGAAUCAGGUCCUUCCAUUGUUAAAAAAUGUUUUUAA